AUGGGUCUCUGGAAUGUUAUUGACCGGGCCUUGUGCCUGACCGUCACGGCCAUUGCCCUUCUGCAAGGACAGGCUGGAGCGUCCUGCAAUGGAGCUCCCACUGCUUUGACGAAACAGGGACUCAUCACUGGCUUCUGCCAAGGUGAUGUUAACGUGUUCCUGGGAAUUCCCUUUGCCCAAACGACAGGGGGAAAGAAUCGGUGGAAGCCACCUAUGCCCCUCAAGCAGUCGGCGACGGCACGGAUUGAUGCCACCUCCUAUGGCCCGUCCUGCGCUCAGUCGAUGUCUAACCAAAACACCAUUGUUGCCCAGAGCGAAGAUUGCUUGAACCUGAAUGUAGGUGGACCAUACGACAACCUCCCGGUCUUUGUCUACAUCUACGGCGGUGCGAUGGUUACCGGAGGGAAUAGUAACGCGCAGUGGCAGGGGCACAACUUUGCUCGCAAGGAUGUGAUCUAUGUCAAUGUCAAUUACCGCGAAUCGGUCUAUGCCUCACCUAAUGCACCUGAGCUCGAGGGAAAAUCUCAGAACUUCGGCAUUCUCGACGUCCAGAGUGCGUUGAAGUGGAUACACAAAAAUAUUGAUGCAUUUGGUGGCGAUAAGAAGCGCAUUGUCCUAGGCGGCCACUCAUCUGGAGCUGUCCAUGUCGACCACUAUCUUUGGAAUCACCCCGAUACCUUUCUGGCAGGCGCCAUUGAAAUGUCCGCCAAUGCCGUGUCGGGCCCAGCCUACGCGCCCAGCGGCGUCGCCCUGGCCCAGGUGGCUCGGGACAUGAAGGAUGCUGGCGUCACGCUCAACUGUGAUGCGAACAGCCCGACACUGAAAUGCCUGCGGGAGGUGGACACCUACGCUCUACAAACGAAGUUCUUUAACUCCACUUCAAACACCUGGUUUAGUCCAGUGGUCGACGAGAUCACUCUCUUCUCCAACUAUGCAGCUCGAUUUGGUGCGGGUCAGUAUCCUAAAUCGCUGCCCCUGAUAGUCGGUAAUGCCGACCAGGAAGGGAAAAUCUUCAGCUACGUCUAUUCGAAAGAGAAUGGUAACUUCUCCUCCUGGAUUAAUACCUUCGAUGCCGAUCUUGCCUGGGUCCCCGAUGAAGAGCUGUUGGAUGCGUAUAAUGCCUCCGACUAUGACUCGGUCUCCCUCAUGAGUGGUGCCUCGUACGGGGACGCCCGCUUCAUCUGUGCGACCGACUACAUGUUGGAUGUGCGCGCCUCAGAGCAGCCCACCUGGGCGUAUCGCUGGUUCGGUGCCUAUGAUAAUGUGUUGGGCCUGCCUGGAAUUGGACCCUCCCACGGCAGUGAAGUACCGUUCUUCCAUGGUGGAAACGAGUGCUUUUCCAAGCUCAAAGAUGUCACCAAGGCGCAGCAGGAGCUGGCCGACUACAUGAACGACUGGUUCGUCGCCUGGAUCAAGAACCCCCAUGCUGGCCCCGGUUGGGACAAAGCCAAGCCUGGUAAUGGACCCCUGGCGAAGCUCGGCGUUCCCAGCAAAGAGUUGGCGAUUGAGAUGAGACGACAGGCAAAUAUAAUGCCCGUUGCCAGUCCGUUUUCAAACCCAAUUUCCCCAAAUACCCGGUCGUGCAGAACCCUGUUGCCCUCUCUUCGUGACGGGAUCUUAGUUUUGAUCACUUCUUCUCGGCCCCCAUCAACAUAG
Aspergillus tanneri is the source of this 1656-nucleotide messenger RNA. RefSeq lists its product as uncharacterized. The record is from RefSeq and is a predicted model, not a curated record. NCBI's taxonomy places the organism in Eukaryota, Fungi, Ascomycota, Eurotiomycetes, Eurotiales, Aspergillaceae. The coding region runs from base 1 to 1656 and encodes 551 amino acids. The transcript is spliced from 3 exons.